AUGUUAUGUACGUUUAGCAGGGUGGUAGGAAACAAGCAAUGGCUGUUCGAGACGCACUCCUCGAGAGUGAUACAUGGCUCAGUUACUGGACUUCGGUGCAUUCACGCAAGGGCCACUGAGUUUCUACAAAAUAACAAUCAGGACUGGACGGAUUCCCAAAAAACAAUCCGGGAAGCCAUUACCAAGAUCUGCUCGAGAUUCCCCGAGGAGUACUGGGUCAUACGAGACGAGACCAAAGAAUUUCCACACGAGCUUCACAAAGCUUUGGCUCAGGACGGGUGGCUGGGCAUCUGUAUGCCCACCAAGUACGGCGGGUCGAACCUGGGCAUCGCAGAAGCAGCCGUGAUGAUGCAGACCAUCUCGGAGUCGGGAGGAGGCAUGACUGCAGCAUCGUCGGUGCAUAUGAACAUUUUUGGCUUGGAGCCGGUCGUGAAAUUUGGGACUCAUGAGCAGAAGCAGCAAUGGCUUGUGCCGCUGAUUGCCGGCAAAGAAAAGGCGUGUUUUGGUGUCACCGAGCCCAACACUGGUUUGGACACACUCAGGCUUCAAUCUUACGCCAGACGGGACGGAGACCACUAUGUUCUCUCCGGCCAGAAGAUCUGGAUAUCUACGGCGCAAAACGCCCAGAAGAUCCUCAUUCUUGUACGGACCACGCCUUUGAAUGAAGUGAAAAAGCCGUCUCACGGCCUGUCUCUUUUCUACACGGAUAUUGACCCGUCGGUGGUUGAGAUCACCGAGAUCCCUAAAAUGGGUCGAGCUGCUGUCGAUUCAAACAGUCUGUUCUUCGACAAUUGGCGUGUACCGGCUUGGCAUCUGAUAGGACAGGAAAAUGAGGGCUUUAAAAUGAUCCUGCAUGGAAUGAACGCAGAGCGAAUCCUGAUUGCUGCAGAGGCGCUCGGUCUUGGAUAUGCCGCCCUUCGCCGUGCAGCAAUCUAUGCAAACGAGAGGCGGGUUUUUGGCCAACUGAUUGGGAAGAAUCAGGCCAUUCAGCAUCCAUUAGCUGACAGCUGGAUGAAGCUGGAAGCAGCCCGUCUGGUGGUGUAUCAUGCUGCACGCCUGUAUGACCAGGGUCAUACUGGAGGGGAAUAUGCCAACGCAGCAAAAUACCUUGCGGCCGAAGCAGCCUUUGAAUCGUGUGAACGAGCCAUCCUUGUGCACGGUGGAAUGGGCUAUGCAAGGGAGUAUCAUGUCGAGAGAUACUUGAGAGAGGUGUUUAUUCCGCGGAUUGCUCCAGUCAGCAGGGACAUGAUCUGUAACUACAUUGGGGAGAGGAUUCUUGGUCUUCCAAAGUCAUAUUAG
Monascus purpureus is the source of this 1299-nucleotide messenger RNA. The record is from the annotation of a GenBank genome assembly. NCBI's taxonomy places the organism in Eukaryota, Fungi, Ascomycota, Eurotiomycetes, Eurotiales, Aspergillaceae.